Actinia tenebrosa (Australian red waratah sea anemone) is the source of this 2216-nucleotide messenger RNA. Its product is annotated as lutropin-choriogonadotropic hormone receptor. Gene Ontology annotation, molecular function: G protein-coupled peptide receptor activity; protein binding. Gene Ontology annotation, cellular component: plasma membrane. Lineage: Eukaryota; Metazoa; Cnidaria; Anthozoa; Actiniaria; Actiniidae. The record is from RefSeq and is a predicted model, not a curated record. Gene Ontology annotation, biological process: adenylate cyclase-activating G protein-coupled receptor signaling pathway; activation of adenylate cyclase activity; hormone-mediated signaling pathway.
UUUUGUGAAUCCCAUUUCCAGCGCAUAGAAACUCAUUUUCCCAGCCGCAAAAAAGGCUAAUCUCAGCUCCCAUUUUACUCCUUCAGUCGUCACGUUUCCUCUUGAAAUUAUGGAUUUCCAGUCCACCAAAUAAAUAAAAAAGCGUUGACAAGCGCUUGAUAACAAUGACACAAUAAUUCAUGAGUUAUAUAUUUUUGAUCAAUUUUUGGAGGCUUCAGGACACCCCAGUUUUGCAGUGACGUCAUUUCUACGUCACUCUUUCAGAUCAGUUGGAUGGCGGGUGUGAAAGCCAUCAAUACAGAAAUAAUGAGUUAGACGUCAUUGACACUUUAAUCGCUAUAUUUUUUUAGUUCACUGGCGUACAACGACAUUCAAGUUUUGACCUACGAAGCGUUCUACGGUCUAAACAAUCUGACGAUUCUGAAUAUCAGUAUGAAUCCACUUCGUCAUUUCAAAGGGAAUUCAAGUGGGUUAUCCUCACUUUCUGUAUUGGACGUGACAGGAAUCGUAGACUGGAAACCAGAGAAAAAGCUGCUGCAACUGCGCAUGCUUGAACGGAUUAUCGGUCUCACGUGGUCAGCGGAGUGUCAAAACUGCUUAUUUUACCGAAGCAACAGGACAAAUUCAAACCUUAAGGAAACAAUAUCUUGGAAAUCAGAAAAGUGCUACAAAUAUAAGUAUAGAACAACGGAUUUGUCACCAAUUGGGAAACUUUUAAGUAACACGUCUUUUCAGUUUGAGUGUGCCAGUAUUUCCACCUGCCAUCUUUACAGAACAACUACAGAACUGAACGAAACAGUUAACAAAUGCUGGAAGGAAACUUUGGCUGGAAUCACCGUCCAAUCACUUUUUGGUUACGUCGGAGUGCUCGUCAAUCUCCUCGUAAUUUUCAAUAUUUUGUUUUCAAAAACUCUUCGUCAAAAUGUUUCGAUGUUUUUCGUAUGUAACAUGGCUGUGAGUGACUUCCUUCUGAGUGUCUAUACUAUAUGUAUCACUACGUAUUUGAAUAGCGUGUCCUUCACUUACUCAAACGAAAAUUCUUAUCGGCAUUGUUGGAAGAUGGGGUUCCUGUGGAUGCUCGGAGAGGCUGGGUCGGUCAUAACAACAUUCUUACUAACACUAGAGAGAUACCUCGUAAUCGUUUACAGUCUCAACCCUGAUAUUAGAAUCAGUCGCAAAAUGGCAGCAGUUUUGAUCUUGGUAUGUUGGCUGGUAGCAAUCGUUCUUACUGGAUACGCACUGUAUUAUAAUUUCUAUCGAUUUACAUUCCUUUGCAUUCCAGUUCGAUUCGAUAUUGAUAUUUUUGACGCCUUGAUCUUCACAAUUGUUAUAGUUGUAUUUGCUUUAUUCUUCUACCUCUUAACCUUCGUGUUUUACGCCCAUAUCUACGUCACAGUUAAACGCGCAGCUCAAAACGCCGGCGUUAAUCGCGAAUCCAAGCUCGCCAAACGAGUUGCUUUGUUAGUUUUCAGCAACAUAUUCUUUUUCUGCGUUCCUAUAAUUGUUUCUGCGUUUAUAACGGUUCUUUAUCAACAACGCAUUCUGAAAGAUCUCAGCGACGUGGUCUUCGAGGUGACGGCUAAAGUCCUACCAGCGAUAUUUUUGAGCUUGAAUUCAUUUCUCAACCCAUUCCUCCACGCGUUCAGGAACGAUCGUUUUACCCAGGCUCUCAAAGUGCAAUUUCAGUGUCUGCGAAAUAUAAGGGUUUUGUUUGAACGACAACAGAAUUUCCGCGUGUAUCCUGAAACUCGAAUGAGAAACGUCAAGGUUUCGAAGCCAUGAUUAUGUCGUGUAAAAAUGAUCUACUGCGCAUGUCAGGAUAUGAUGGCGGGAUCAAUCGAAAAUCCCCAAGUUUGGAGCAAAGGAAAUUGAAUUGCCACUGACUUCAUUUCAAGGGUGCUAGGACAGACGGAUUGGGCUAUAUUAUAAUCUAUUUGUUAUCAGUCAUUCGUAGAUUUUAAAUAGAUAGAGCUUUUAAGUUUUGAAGUAUUUACGGGUCCAACUGCCCACAAAAACCGCUAAUUAUAAAAUAAAGUGCAAAAUGUUCUCAAUGAUUUUAUCUCUACCUGAAACUAUUGGAACUUUGUACAACAAAUGUUAGUGUUGUGAAGAGCUGGGUUGGCGUGUGUCUAGAUGUACAGUAGGUGGUUAUACAGUCGACUACACUGCCUGUUCUAGAGGAUUCCGACCACCAUAUAACAAGUACUCACCCUUCU